This is a messenger RNA of Papaver somniferum (opium poppy), 1218 nucleotides long. Its product is annotated as putative pentatricopeptide repeat-containing protein At1g64310. The transcript has a single exon. The coding region runs from base 1 to 1218 and encodes 405 amino acids. Lineage: Eukaryota; Viridiplantae; Streptophyta; Magnoliopsida; Ranunculales; Papaveraceae. Gene Ontology annotation, molecular function: protein binding; RNA binding. Gene Ontology annotation, biological process: RNA modification. The record is from RefSeq and is a predicted model, not a curated record.
AUGGGUUUCCAAUUAUCAUCUCUCCUCCACGAACUCACACAAUCUCGUCAAACUCUUUCCGUAUCGAAACAGUUACAUGCCUUAAUCGUCAGACUAAAUCUUUCGUCUGAUCCAUUUUUUGCAACAAAAAUAACCCGAUUGUAUUCCAUUAAUCAUGAUCUUCAUUCUGCCCGUAAGCUGUUCGAUGAAACUCCUGACAGGAGUGUUUAUCUAUGGAAUUCCAUGAUCAGAGCUUACGCUCAAGAACACAAAUUCAAGGAUGCUUUCUAUCUCUUCACACAUAUGCGCUGCUCAUGUACACCACCCGAUAAUUACACUUAUGCUUGCAUCAUACGCGCGUGUACUGAGAGAACGGAUUCUUUCGGAUUGAGAAUUGCUCAUGGUGGAGUUAUUGUGUCAGGUUUAGAGUUUGAUUCGGUCACGAGUAGAACACUGGUUAGUGGUUAUUCGAAACUAGGACUUGUUGAUAUAGCUCACACAGUAUUUGAUGGAAUAUGCAAGCCGGAUUUAGUUCUUUGGAAUUCCAUGAUUGCAGGUUAUGGGUAUGGGAGGCUUUGGUGUGAAAGCUUAAAAUUGUUUAGUGAGAUGAGGAAAAUGGGAAAAGACCCAGAUGGGCAUACUUUUGUUGGAUUAAUUUCUGGUGUUAAUGAUCCACAAUUAUUAGGAGUCUGUCGGGGAAUUCAUUGUUUAUGUUUGAAAAAUGGGUUGGAUUCAAAUUCUCAUGUAGCUUCUUCGAUUGUGAGUAUGUAUUCGAGGUGCAAUUGCUUGGAUUCAGCUUAUAAAACCUUUAGCGGCUUACCGGAUCCUGAUGUAGUUCAAUGGUCAUCUUUGAUAACUGGACUUUCUCAAACUGGUAACUCGGAAGAAGCAUUGUUUUUAUUCAGAGAAAUGAUUUUGGAAGGUGAAAGAGCCGAUCCUACUUUAAUUGCUAGUGUGUUGGGAGAUUCCUCUAAGUUGGCGAUGGUUGAACCUGGUAGACAAAUCCAUAGUUUUGUUUUUUGUCAUGGGUUUGAAUCCGAUGUUAAAGUUGCAUCUUCACUCAUUGAUAUGUACACAAAAUGUGGGGCUCCCAUGUUCGGUGUUAGAGUUUCUGAGAUAAUGCACGAAAGGAACGUUGUCACAUAUAACUCUAUAAUUUCAGGUCUUGGUUCAAAUGGACUAAUUUCAGAAGCUUUUUUAGUGUGUUCAAGAGAUGGUGGAAAAAGGAUUCAAACCUGA